AUGAACAAGUUGGAUGAUGUUCGGAUUGUGAUGAACGAGAAGAAGACAAUGGCGAAAGCGCUCGACCCGCUCAACACCGCCAGAAACCCGUUCACCAACAUUUUGCCCUGUAAGUUGUGUCUUCGAAUAGCGUCUUCCAACCUUUUUUUCAGACGACCAAAACCGCGUGAAACUGACUAAAUCGGAGAGUAACCCGGACGGAUACAUCAAUGCGUCGCACAUUUCCCUUCCGGAAGUCGACCUCCACUACAUUCUGACUGGAUGUGCUCCGGUCAACGAAAUUCCGGCGUUCUGGCAGAUGGUGGUCGAGCAAAAGGCGCCUUUCAUCGCCCUCUUCACCACCGGACGCUGUGCCAGACAUGCGACCAUCGAGUACUUUCCGAUGAAGAGGGACGAGAAGAUGACGUUCGGAGAGUAUGAGAUCAAAUGCGAAUGUCGCGCCCGUUACAGCUCCUACGUCUAUCGUCUGCUUAUAGUCACUUAUCCCGGAGGUAAGUGUUCAUUAUCAGAUACAAUCAAAAGAUAUCCGAGUUUCCACCAGGAACCCAUCGUCUCGACCACAUCCAAUUCACUCGCUGGGAAGAUCAGACCGCUCCGUUUUAUCUCGACGCGUUCUUCGAUUUCUAUGACCUACUUCGAGGUGACAGAGCUAUUGAGCCAGUAUAAAUUUGAUAAUUUUCAGUUAUCGAACAAGAAGACGUACGCGAGAACCCGUCGAUUCUGGAGAAAUUCCGAUUGAAACCGAAAAACGUCGCAUCGAAAUCUCCGAUUCUUCAAUGCGCGGCAGGCACCAGCCGCACCGGAACGUUUAUAAUCAUCGAUGCGAUGGUCCGAAUGCUCGAAAAACGGAUGGAGCACACGUAUUGCGUCGAGGAGCUCAUUCUGAAACUGCGCACCCAGAGACGUCGUGCGAUCACCUCGAAAGAACACCACAAGUUUAUCUACGACGCCGUCAUCCACUGGAUCCUCAACUCGGACGCCGGAAUGGCUCGCGCUAAACCAGGCCUCGAGGCUCACGCGCGGUCUGUUCCAGUCAUUUGUGAUGACGCCAUGAAAAUGUACACGAAUCAGAAGAAGUGGAUCAUCAAGGACCGUCAACGAAUCAAAUGGAUUUUAGAGUACACGUCAAACAGCACUGACGACACGGAGACGGAGAAGGAGAUCGAGGUGAUCAAGGCGCUGUCCGAUCGUUACGAGAAUGCGAGACUGGUCGAGGAUUACUACGGAAUGGAGUUCUACGGACCGCGCAACCGGAGAGUUGGCCAGAAUCAAAUCUACGAUAACGCAAUAGAAGUCGCUGAGCAAGUGGUUCUUGCUCGUAAAUCUUCGGUGGAGCACACAGUCUGA
This is a messenger RNA of Caenorhabditis sp. 36 PRJEB53466, 1347 nucleotides long. Lineage: Eukaryota; Metazoa; Nematoda; Chromadorea; Rhabditida; Rhabditidae. The record is from the annotation of a GenBank genome assembly.